AUGGGAUCACUACCCAGUACAAGGAUCACUCCGUCACGAGCAUUCAGCAUCACCGGUGUUGAUUACGCUGGGCCCAUCAUUACACUAGUUAACAAGGGACGCGGUAGAAAAACUUGCAAAUCCUAUAUAGCUUUAUUCGUCUGCUUUACUACAAGAGCCAUUCACUUGGAAGCAGUGAGCGAGUUAUCUACAUCAGCCUUUAUGGCUGCGUUACGACGUUUUGUGGGACGAAGAGGAGUACCACACAAAAUCUGCAGUGACAAUGCCACUAAUUUUAUUGGAGCUAAACGUGAAUUAGCUGAAAUCCAUAAAUUCGUUCGCACAUCUAUUAAGGAAACCAUUGGCGAUGCUUUGCAACAAAUGCACAUUGAGUGGACAUUCAUCCCGCCUUAUUCACCCCAUCUAGGAGGAAUAUGGGAAGCAGGCGCGAAGAGUUGUAAAUAUCAUUUGAAGAGAAUAAUGGGCAACAACUUGUUUACAUUUGAAGAGUUGACAACCGCUUUAGUGCAAAUUGAAGCUUGCCUAAACUCUAGGCCUAUAUCUCCAUUGUCUUCUGAUCCAUCAGAUUUGUUACCUUUAACUCCAGGACACUUCCUGAUAGGAGGACCAUUGACAAGUCUUCCCGAAGUUGAUCUGUCACAUAUCAAAAUCAAUCGCCUCGACAGAUGGGAAGCAAUUCAGCGAGCAGUUCAAGACUUCUGGCAACGGUGGGCGGCAGAGUACGUGGCCAACCUUCAAAAUCGUGUCAAAUGGAGGACAACAAGAGAAAACAUUAAGAUUGAUGAUCUCGUAUUAUUACAAGAUGAUAAUCUUCCCUCUUUGAAGUGGAAAACAGGACGAGUAAUUGAUACACAUGCGGGUAAAGACGGUUUAAUACGAAUUGUUACUGUUCGUACAGCUACUGGCACCACCAAGAGAUCCAUUGCCAAGCUUUGUAAAUUGCCCGUAAACGAUAUGUCAGAUGAAAAAGAUUAG
Molecule: messenger RNA, 975 nt
Organism: Solenopsis invicta (red fire ant)
Lineage: Eukaryota; Metazoa; Arthropoda; Insecta; Hymenoptera; Formicidae
Exons: 1
Coding region: 1-975 (324 amino acids)
Biological process (GO): DNA integration
Molecular function (GO): nucleic acid binding
Source: RefSeq, a predicted model, not a curated record